AUGGUGCUGGGCCUAGGCCCUUUAUUGUUGGUCUUCAUGCUGGGUCUGGUUGUGACCCCACCGACCCUGGCUCAGGAUAACUCCAGGUACAAACACUUCCUGACCCAGCACUAUGAUGCCAAACCAAAGGGACGGAAUGACAGAUACUGUGAAAGCAUGAUGGAGAGACGAGAGCUGACCUCACCUUGCAAAGACACCAACACCUUUAUUCAUGGCAACAAGGGCAACAUCAAGGCCAUCUGUGGAAAUAGAAAUGGAAACCCUCACGGAGAAAACUUAAGAAUAAGCAAGUCUCCUUUCCAAGUCACCACUUGCAAGCAUGCAGGAGGGUCCCCUCGGCCUCCAUGCCGGUACCGGGCUACAGCAGGGUUCAGACACAUCGUUAUUGCCUGUGAAAAUGGCUUACCUGUCCACUUUGAUGAGUCCUUUUUCCAUCUAUGACCAGCAGGCCACUGCUGGCCACUGGCCCUGAGCUGGUUUUGCUUUCCUUUCCUGAGCUUCCCCUCUAUACUUCAGAAUAGUGACAGCAGUAUUCACUUCCAGGCGCCCAGAAAAUAAGCCAUCUGCAUCUUUUGUGUUUUACAACCUACGUUUAAUAAAUAAAAAUGUCUCUGAAA
Messenger RNA from Marmota monax (woodchuck), 617 nucleotides. RefSeq names its product angiogenin (gene Ang). Bases 1 to 441 code for a protein of 146 amino acids. The record is from RefSeq and is a predicted model, not a curated record. The transcript has a single exon. Gene Ontology annotation, molecular function: nucleic acid binding; RNA nuclease activity. NCBI's taxonomy places the organism in Eukaryota, Metazoa, Chordata, Mammalia, Rodentia, Sciuridae. Gene Ontology annotation, biological process: innate immune response; defense response to Gram-positive bacterium; antibacterial humoral response.